Molecule: messenger RNA, 3229 nt
Organism: Myotis davidii
Lineage: Eukaryota; Metazoa; Chordata; Mammalia; Chiroptera; Vespertilionidae
Exons: 3
Coding region: 327-2639 (770 amino acids)
Biological process (GO): negative regulation of transcription by RNA polymerase II
Molecular function (GO): DNA-binding transcription repressor activity, RNA polymerase II-specific
Source: RefSeq, a predicted model, not a curated record
UUCCAGUGGCUCAGGAGUCUGAACUCCCUUCUGUGACCCCUUAGCUCUGGGAACUACAUUUCCCAGAAGGCCUUGCGCUGAGUGGAGGCACUGACAGGUCAAGAUGAAAGCGUUGCCUGGAGAGCUCCCGGCCUGGAGGCGGGACUUCCGGCCUCUCGGCAGCCGUCCAUCUUUGCAGGUUGGCCCGAGUGGAUUCUGGCGCCAGAGCCCCUUUUCAGGUAACAAAGCGGCGGGGCGCCGAAGAGGCGUGGUCCUCAGUGCACGGGUCCGAGGCCGCGGGCCGGGGAAGGGACCGUGAAGCCUACGCCGGCUCCCCGCAGAGUCUGAUGGCGGCGGCGGCUGCAAGGCGCCCGGCUGAGGCCGGCGUGACCCUGGAGGACGUGGCCGUGCGUUUCUCCGGGGAGGAGUGGAGGCUGGUGGACGAGGCUCAGAGACGCCUGUACCUACGGGUGAUGCUGGAGAACUUUGCACUUGUCUCCUCUCUGGGUUGCUGCUGUGGAGCCGACGAUGUGGAAGCACCCCGUGAACAGAGGGUUUCUGUGGGAAUCUCACAGGGGAAGAAUCCCCAGGCAACCUCGUCUUCCCAGAAGAGACACCCCUGCGAGAGUUGCGGGCCGGUCUUGAGGGACAUUUUCCACUUGGUUGAGCAGCAGGGGACACAGCACAGCCAGAAAUUGCUGAGGUGUGGGGCGUGCACAAAACGGUUUUAUUUCAGUGCAAAGUGUCACCAGCCAGAAGAGCAGCACAUGGGAGAGGAGCCCUUCAGAAGUCGUGCGGACAAGGCCUCAUGCGUGACGAGCGGCAGCACCCACCUGUCAGGGAAGACCGUGACCUCUGAGCAGGUUGAGAGGGACUUCCUGCCCAGCUUGGGACAUCGGCAGCCACAGCUCACUCAAACCAGGGAGGAGCAAACCAAAGUCACCCCGUGUAUAACUCCACAGAACAGAAUAAGCCUUGGCCCUUCUGGAGAAGGCAAGAAAGAUUUCAACCCCCAACGCAUGCUUGCUCAGGACCAGAAUGUCCAUACGGCAAGACCGUGUUUUGCGUCCAGUGAGUGCGGAAAACCGUUCAGGUACAAAUCCUCAUUUGUUAGGCACCCCAGAGUCCGCACAGGAAAGGGUUUUCACGUGUCUGGCGAAAACGGAAAAUUUCCCCGUGGAAGCUCAGCCCUCAGUCAGCAUCGAAAAAUUCAUCCAGGUCCCAGGCAGUCCAAGUGCAGCAAAUGUGGAAAAUCCUUCAGCCACAAGCCUGUCUCCAUUUAUCCCCGGGUUCGGCACAGCGGAGAGAACAGUUACAUGUGCAGCGAGUGUGCGCAAUCUUUUAGUCGUGGCUCAGCGUUCAUUCGCUAUCAGAGAGUUCAAACCGGUGAGAAGCCUUAUAAGUGUACCUACUGCGCCAAAUCCUUUACCUCUAUCGCGGGCCUCGGUUAUCAUCAGAGCUCUCACACGGGGAAAAGACCUUACGUGUGCAGUGACUGUGGGAAAUCUUACAUCACCCCGAUGGCCCUCCGCUACCAUCACAGUGUUCACACCGGAGAAAGGUCUUACGACUGCGGCGAGUGCGGGAAAUCCUUUAAUAACAGGUGGAAGCUUGUUCGCCACCAGAGAAUUCACACAGGAGAAAAGCCUUACGCCUGCGGUACCUGCGGCAAGUCUUUCACCAACAGCUUCACCCUGCGGUAUCAUGAGCAAGGCCAUCUGGGAAAGAGGCCUUACGAGUGCAGCGAGUGCCGGAAAUGUUUCACCACGAGCUCCGGCCUUCGUUACCAUCUCAGCCUUCACACAGGAUCGAGGCCGUAUAAAUGCAGCGAGUGUGGCAAGUCCUUUAUCUGUCGAUCGACCUACCAGUCUCAUCAGAAAACUCACUCGGGAGAAAAGCCCUAUGAGUGCAGUGACUGUGGGAAAUCUUUCACCCGGCGAAGUAGCCUCCUUUAUCAUCAGAGAGUUCACACUGGAGAAAGGCCCUUUGAGUGCAGUGAAUGUGGGAAAUCGUUUACCAGGAUCUAUGCCCUUCAUUGUCAUAAGAGAGUUCACACAGGGGAACGGCCUUACGAGUGCAGCGAGUGUGGAAAGUCGUUUCCCACAAGCAGUAGCCUCGGAAAACACCGGAAGGUUCAUCCUGGAGAAAGGCCUUAUGAGUGCGGCGAAGUUGGGAAAUCUUUUGCCGGUAGUGACAUCUUCUGUUACCAUCAGAGAGUUCACGCAAGAGAGAAGCCUUUCAAAUGCAGCCAGUGUGGGAAGUCUUUCUCCUCUGGUGCCUCCCUCCGUUAUCAUCAGCGAGUUCACACAGGAGAAAGGCCGUACGAGUGCAGCGAAUGUGGGAAGUCUUUUAUAUAUAGUUCCAAACUCCGCUAUCACCAGCGAGUUCACACCGGCGAACGGCCUUACGAGUGCAGUGAGUGUGGGAAGUCUUUUAUAUAUAGUUCCAAACUCCGCUAUCACCAGCGAGUUCACACGAGUGAAAAACCUUAUAAGUGUGGCGAAUGCGGGAAAUCGUUUAUCUACAGUUCUACGUUUCGUUACCACCAGAGAGUUCACACUGGUGAGAGGCCUUAUAAGUGCAGUGAAUGCGGGAAGUCUUUUAUCUAUGGCUCCAAACUUCGUUACCAUCAGCGAGUUCACACUGCCGAAAGGCCUUAGGUGUGCUGGGAAUGAGCAAUUUCCUGUUUGGUUAACAACACUUGAGGAGGAAACAUUUUGGGGAGUCAUUUGUCUGAAUUGAAACUCUUAUAUCUGAAUCUGCGCAGUGGGGAGACUCCCCGUAAGUUGUAUUUAUGUUGGAAGUGUGUGUAAGUAUUUUUCUCGUUCUGACUUUCCCAGGCCUUCUUCCUCUCGGCUUAUGGUGCUCCUAAAUUCUGAGGCUAAUUCCUUCCACUUUUCCCACCUGGCAGGUCCACAGACUUAGCGAUAGUCAACACCCUAAUGUGCUUAUGUACGCUGACCUCUGGUCUCAUGUAUAUUGUGGGAAAAUGGAAAUGACCAGGGGGUCAGCUUUCCUAUUUGGACUAAUUUGGACACGGAGAAGCUGCAGUAAUGAAUUGCAGCUUGCAGAGGAAUGACUAUGUGUUCAUCGAGGGUGAUAAUUUGUGAUGAGCUAUUCCACCGUCCAGUGUAUGAACUUGGAACUGUCUGCUGCUCAUGACGUUAGCUUAUACAAUAAUUCAGAAUUUACUCUUUGUAAAAAUAUUUUGUUAUUUAUUUUUGAGAGAGGGAGAGAAGGAGAGAGAAAC